Molecule: messenger RNA, 219 nt
Organism: Rotaria sordida
Lineage: Eukaryota; Metazoa; Rotifera; Eurotatoria; Philodinida; Philodinidae
Source: the annotation of a GenBank genome assembly
AUGGACCACCACCUAAAUAUUCUCCUCAAAGUCCAUCUUAUUUCUCCAUCAAGUCCAUCAUACACUCGAACAAGUCCAUCAUACAUUCCAACAUCACCGAGCUACAGUCCAACAUAUGCACCUCAAUCACCAACAUCAUCAACAAUCUCAUCAUCAAUGUCAUCUCCACAUACAAUUCAUGAUGAUGAUUUAAAUGAUAAUGGAAAUUUAAUGGAUUAA